UUCAAAGGCAAAAAAAGGGAAAAAAAAAGAAGAAAAGCAUAGGACCGAGAGACAGGCGUGGUUAACACUGACACGUUAGCUAAAUUUUAUACGUGCGGCCGAAGGGAGGUUUUGCCGUUUUUGACACCGCUUUCGUUCACGGCGGUUUCUCAGCCGUCGCUACCUCUCCUCUGCUCAUCUUGCUAUAAAACCCCUGUUAUCUCGUAGUAACUUUUAACAAAACCCUAGAGCUACCGAUAGAUUCAUAACCAAAAUGGAGUUCUCCCAAGAAGACUUCGAUCGGCUUUUGAUGUUCGAGCACGCUCGAAAAUCUGCGGAAGCUACCUACGCCAAUGAUCCUCUCAACGCUGACAAUCUGACAAAAUGGGGUGCAGCUUUAAUUGAAUUAUCGCAAUUUCAGACUAUUCCAGAGGCAAAAAUGAUGUUAAAUGAUGCUAUUUCAAAGUUCGAGGAAGCUUUGGAAAUAAACCCUGAAAAGGCUGAUACAUUAUGGUAUAUUGGAAAUGUAUAUACCUCUCUUGCUUUUCUGAAUCCGGACAUUGAUCAGGCAAAAGGGCAUUUUGAUAAGGCAUCUGAUUAUUACCAACAAGCAUCAGAACAGGACCCCAGUAAUGAACUCUAUCGCAAGUCUGUAGAAGUCACAGCAAAGGCACCAGAGUUGCACAUGGACAUCCAUAAGCAUGCAAUUAGCCAACAGACUAUGGGCCAACAGACUAGUGGUGGAGGAUCUUCUGCUGCUUCAAAUUCAAAGGGGUCCAAGAAGAAUAAGAAGAGCAAUGAUCUGAAAUAUGAUAUUGGCGGAUGGAUAAUACUUGCAGUUGGAAUUGUUGCGUGGUUGGGAAUGGCAAAAUCUCAUCUUCCUCCUCCUCCUUCGCCUCCUUGAUAAGCCAUAAAGUAAAUAUGCUGGUGCUUUUGAUUGAAACCUUCAGAUAUCAUUUAAAUGGUUCCAACAGGAAGACUUGUUGUCAAUUGAGUCAUACAUGUGGUAAUGUUUGUGCAAAUUUUAGCAAUUAGUAUGUGUAAUCAAUUCGUUAAGCUUUAUAUACCUUCUUUCAUUUGCUCAGGCCAAUUAUACUUUCACUAUUCUCCCCUUGGAAAGGGAAGUGAAGUGUUAGAGGUGAGAGACACCACUUCAUUUCAUAUGUUAUAAUGACAUAUAUAUGUCAUGCAUUUGGAUUUUCAUGUUAUUGUAUUUCACUCAGAAAUUAAAAUUCGGAAAUAUUUUAUUAGGUUUCAGUAUGUGUAA
This is a messenger RNA of Jatropha curcas, 1246 nucleotides long. RefSeq names its product translocase outer membrane 20-2 (gene TOM20-2). NCBI's taxonomy places the organism in Eukaryota, Viridiplantae, Streptophyta, Magnoliopsida, Malpighiales, Euphorbiaceae. Gene Ontology annotation, cellular component: mitochondrial outer membrane translocase complex. The record is from RefSeq and is a predicted model, not a curated record. Gene Ontology annotation, biological process: protein insertion into mitochondrial outer membrane. Gene Ontology annotation, molecular function: protein binding.